Molecule: messenger RNA, 3381 nt
Organism: Penicillium salamii
Lineage: Eukaryota; Fungi; Ascomycota; Eurotiomycetes; Eurotiales; Aspergillaceae
Source: the annotation of a GenBank genome assembly
AUGGCGCCCCAUUCAUCACAGUCAUCUGCCCCUUCGCCGUCUCUCAAGAGAAAACAAGCAAGCAUAUCCAGCUUCUUUACCCAGAAACCUGCAUCCGCUGCGCCUCAAGACCCUGGAGCCACCCCCGCCAAGACACCGCAAAAGCGACAAGCGUCAACAAUCGUGAAGACCAACGAGUCGAAGCAGGGGAAUACAAUUCCAACCGGGGAUGAUGAAGAUGGCGAGGAAGACGAGGAUAUUGUGGCCCCAGCACCAAAGCGAGCAAAGACAAGCGGUGCAGACGCAGAAGAACCCAUUCGAGUUGCGACGAGGAUGCCCGCUGAACCCGCCUCCCAACCGAGCAGUCAACGAACCGAUAUCUUCAAGUUCCAAAGCUCUCCCGCGAACGCUGCAGAACCCACACACAAUGAGAACAGCGAGGAAGAAGCUCGACGGAAAGAGAAGGAAAAGCUACACAAGCAAUUCGUCCAGAAGCUCGGCGGAACAGAUUGCCAAAUUGGAAUUGAAAGAAAUGCAGUGAACGAUGUCGCAAGCGCAGAGACUGAGGCUGCAGAGGCAGAAGAGGAUGACGAGCCUCCACCUCCUCCGACGAAAGGAAAGGGUGCCAAGAAGACGGCAAGCAAGCUCACGCCUAUGGAGAAACAGGUCAUUGAGAUCAAACGCCAGCAUAUGAGUACGGUGCUAGUCAUCGAGGUUGGAUACAAGUUCCGGUUCUUCGGAGAAGAUGCGCGCAUCGCAGCCAAGGAACUAGGCAUUGUGUGCAUCCCAGGCAAGUUUAGAUUUGACGAGCAUCCAUCGGAAGCACAUAUUGGUCGGUUCGCUUCAGCUAGUAUCCCAGUACAUCGAUUGCAUGUACAUGUGAAACGACUUGUCACGGCCGGCCACAAGGUUGGCGUGGUGCGUCAAAUUGAGACAGCUGCUCUCAAAGCUGCAGGCGAUAACCGUAAUGCGCCCUUCGUUCGCAAGUUGACCAACCUCUACACCAAAGGAACCUACAUCGAUGACACCGAAGGUCUAGAGGGUCCUGCCCCGGCGGCUGGAGGAGCAUCACCUGCAACUGGAUACAUGCUUUGCAUGGCCGAGUCCAACGCCAAGGGCCACGGGAAUGACGAGCGAGUGAACGUUGGAAUUGUUGCUGUUCAGCCAGCGACGGGUGACGUGAUCUAUGAUGAAUUCGAAGAUGGUUUCAUGCGCAGCGAAAUUGAGACAAGAUUAUUGCACAUUGCACCCUGCGAAAUCUUGAUUGUUGGUGAGAUGUCUCGUGCAAGUGAAAAGCUUGUGCAACAUCUGUCUGGAAGCAAAAUGAAUGUCUUCGGAGAUGCUGUACGUCUUGAGCGAGCCCCGAAGGAGAAGGCAUCUGCUUCAGAGGCACACAGCCAUGUAUCCGGCUUUUACGCUGGGAAGAUGAAGUCAACAAGCAAUUCAGAGGACGCCCAAGCUGCUAAACUGCUUGAAAAUGUUCUUGGUCUUCCUGAGCAGGUGACUAUCUGUCUCUCUGCCAUGAUCGAACAUAUGACCGAGUAUGGCCUGGAACACGUCUUCGACCUUACGAAAUACUUCCAACCCUUCUCAGCUCGCUCGCAUAUGAUGUUGAAUGGAAACACAUUGGUCAGCCUGGAAAUCUACCAGAACCAGACCGAUCACUCGGCGAAGGGUAGCUUGUUCUGGACCCUGGAUCGAACUAAAACCCGAUUUGGACAGCGUAUGCUGCGACAGUGGGUUGGGCGACCUUUGCUAGACAAGGUGCGCCUUGAGGAGCGAACGAACGCCGUAGAGGAGCUUAUCGAUCCUGCCCGAGCCGGCUCGGUGGAAAGAAUUCAAGGUCUGUUGGGCAAAGUCAAGAGCGAUCUGGAAAAGAGUCUCAUUCGCAUCUACUAUGGAAAGUGCACGCGACCAGAACUUCUCACUGUUCUACAAGCUAUGCAGAUGAUAGCAAUGGAGUUUGCCGAUAUCAAGUCACCAGGUCAGACUGGCUUUGUCUCUUCGCUUGUGAGCGAGUCCGUCGCCUCCCUACCGACCAUCCGGAAAGACAUCGUCAAGUUCCUUGACAAGAUCAAUAUGCAUGCUGCCCGCACCAAUGACAAAUACACAUUCUUCCGUGAGGCAGAGGAAACAGAAGAGAUUGGCGAGAACAAGCUACAGAUCGGAAGCAUCGAGCAUAGUCUAUCCGAACACCUCAAAGAGGCGGCGACUACCAUUGGAAGAGGCAAAAUCGAAUACUCGACGGUAUCUGGCAUUGAGUAUUUGAUCGAGAUUGAAAAUACCUCACCGGCAUUGAAACGUGUCCCAGCAUCGUGGAUCAAAGUCAGUGGCACAAAGAGAGUAUCGCGUUUCCACACACCACAAGUCAUUCAACUCACUCGCGAACGUGACCAACACAGAGAGGCACUUGCAGCAGCUUGCGACGAGGCAUUCGCCGCUCUAUUGGCCGAUAUUGCAGCACAGUACCAAGCUCUCCGAGACUGUGUGCAAUCUCUCGCAACGCUUGACUGCCUCUUGUCUCUCGCGGAGAUCGCCGAGCAACCCGGCUAUGUCAAGCCUAUCUUCACAGAGGAGUCAGGCAUCCACAUCGAGCAAGGCCGUCAUCCCAUGGUAGAGAACCUUUUGACAGACGCCUACGUACCCAACGAUACCAAUCUUCAGCACGAUGAGACACGAGCCCUCCUUGUGACAGGCCCGAAUAUGGGCGGCAAGUCCAGUUACGUGCGGCAAGUGGCAUUGAUUGCAAUCAUGGGCCAAAUUGGCUCCUAUGUUCCCGCAGAAUCAGCACGACUGGGUCUCCUGGACGCUGUUUUCACUCGCAUGGGUGCCUUUGACAACAUGCUCGCCGGCGAAUCAACAUUCAUGGUCGAGCUCUCCGAAACAGCCGAUAUUCUCAAGCAGGCCACGCCGCGCUCAUUGGUCAUUCUCGACGAAUUAGGCCGUGGCACAUCGACACAUGAUGGUGUUGCUAUCGCGCAGGCAGUGCUCGACUACAUGGUCCGAUCCAUCGGGUCUCUCACUUUCUUCAUCACACACUACCAACACCUUUCGCGAAUGGUCCACUCCUUCCCAGACCAUGCUCUCCGCAAUGUCCACAUGCGAUUCACGGAGACUGGCAAUAAGGAUAAAGAUGGGGAGGAGGAAAUCGCCUUCCUCUACGAGGUUACCGAGGGCGUCGCACAUCGCAGUUACGGGCUGAAUGUUGCGCGAUUGGCGAAUCUGCCUUCAGGUGUGCUUGAGGUUGCUCGACAGAAAAGCACUGAACUAGAGGAGUCUAUUCGUCGAAAACGGUUGGCUGGCCUUGUCGGUGCUGUCGGCCGUGUCCUUGAUAAGGGCUCUGGCCAGUCAGCUGGGGAUGAGCUGUUCGAUAGGCUUGUGGCUAGUGCCGAGCAGUUAUAG